Messenger RNA from Suillus subalutaceus, 489 nucleotides. RefSeq lists its product as uncharacterized. The record is from RefSeq and is a predicted model, not a curated record. NCBI's taxonomy places the organism in Eukaryota, Fungi, Basidiomycota, Agaricomycetes, Boletales, Suillaceae. The transcript has a single exon. Bases 1 to 489 code for a protein of 162 amino acids.
AUGGAUAUCACGCUCCCCUCCACCAGCUCUGCCCUAUUCAACGUCCCAAAGCUAGCCGAGGAUGGCAGCAACUGGAUUACCUACAAGGAGAGAACGUUAACGGCAAUCGGUGCGAGAGGUCUGAUGCACUAUAUCACUGGUUGCGCAGUACGACCUGCCCCUAUCUCCUUGCCUCAAGAGGAUGAUGGCACCGAAGUGACGGACGCAGAGAUCGAGGCAUUUGAAAAGAAAAUGGAUGAGUACUAUCAAAAGGACUCACUAGUGAAGCAACAAAUCUUCAGCACCAUAACGGAUAGGCUGUUGUUGCGCGUCCAGAAGCUCGGGUCCGGAUCAAAUGUCUGGGCCGAGAUCUGCGACAUCCACGAAGGAAAAACCGAGCUCGUCCAGAUUGAUCUGAGGCGAAGACUUCAGGAGACGAGGUGUGAGGAAAAUGGUGAUGUCAAGACUCACUUUAGCGAGAUGCUUCAGCUCCAUGUGUUAAGACCGUAG